Molecule: messenger RNA, 1617 nt
Organism: Fusarium musae
Lineage: Eukaryota; Fungi; Ascomycota; Sordariomycetes; Hypocreales; Nectriaceae
Exons: 2
Coding region: 1-1617 (538 amino acids)
Biological process (GO): transmembrane transport; carbohydrate transport
Cellular component (GO): membrane
Molecular function (GO): carbohydrate:proton symporter activity
Source: RefSeq, a predicted model, not a curated record
AUGGCCAAAGAGAUCAUCAACCCUUCGGUUUCACACGCCGAAAGCUACGAUGUCGAAGCUUCGGUGGCAAAGACCGUUGGCCACGAUACCACCGAUCAAGCUCGUCUCGGUGCCCAAGCUGAGCAUGACCUCCCUCCUUUCGAAGCCGUUCGCAAGUAUCCCUGGACCGUUGUCUGGUGUCUCGUCGUCUCCAUGUGCGUCAUCAUGGAGGGCUACGACACCAACCUCCUCUCCAACUUCUACGCCUAUCCCGCCUUUGCCAAGAAGUAUGGCCAUUGGAACGAAGAGACCAACAACUAUCAGCUCUCUGCUCCUUGGCAAGCUGGUCUCGGUAACGCUGCUGGAGUUGGUUCUUUCUUUGGAACUCUUCUCAACGGUUACCUCGUCACCAAGUAUGGUCAUAUCAAGGUCCUCAUUGGCUGCUUCAUCUUCAUCGUCUUCUUCGCUCCCGAUACCAAGGUCCUCCUCGUUGGACAGAUUCUCUGCGGUUUCCCCUGGGGUGUCUUUGCUACGACUGCCCCAGCCUAUGCCUCUGAAGUCCUUCCCAUGUCGCUUCGAGUGUACAUGACCAGCUGGACCAACAUGUGUUUCAUCAUCGGACAGCUCAUCUCUGCUGGUGUCAUGGCUGGUCUGGUCAACACUCCCGCUCCUUGGGCGUAUCGCAUUCCCUUUGCGCUUCAGUGGUUUUGGCCUGUUAUUCUGGUGCCUAUCCUCUGCUUUGCUCCCGACACUCCCUGGCAUCUUGUUCGACUUGGCCAACACGACGACGCCCUCAAGAGCCUCGCCCGACUUCGACCUCGUGCUACCGACGCUGAACUCCGCGAUGCUCUUGGACUCAUUGUCUAUACCAAUAGCCUAGAAGAGCAGCUUUCCGUCGGCACUUCAUACCGCGACUGCUUCAAGGGCUUCGAGCUCCGACGAACCGAGAUUGCAAUUGUUGUCUUCGCCGGUCAGAUUCUUUCUGGUCUCAACUUUGCUUAUAACUCGACCUAUUUCUUCCAGCAGAUCGGCCUCGACUCCAACACUACCUACCAUCUCAACGUUGGUGGAAACGGAAUGGCUCUCUUUGCUACCUUGGUCUCUUGGUUCUGUGUCAUGCCUUACGUUGGAAGACGUACAGCCUAUCUUUAUGGUAUGUUCACCAUGGCAACUGUCCUCUUCGUCAUCGGCGCCCUAAACACCCGAACCGAGAACCAUUCAAUUGCCAUGACCCAAGCUGUCCUCACCCUCGUUUGGACCUUUGUCUUCCAGCUGUCAGCUGGUCAGCUCGGUUGGGCUCUUCCUGCUGAGAUGGGCUCAACCAGACUGCGACAGAAGACCAUCUGCCUCGCCCGCAACGGCUAUGCCAUCACUGGAAUUGUCGCUGGUGUUCUUCAACCUUACUUCAUGAACCCUACUCAGUGGAAUCUUCGAGGCUAUACCGGUUUCAUCUGGGGAAGCACUGCUUUCAUCGUCUUCGUCUGGGGCUACUUCCGUCUCCCUGAGACCCGAAACCGCACCUUUGAGGAGCUCGACAUUCUCUUCGCCAAGGGUGUUUCAGCACGUAAGUUCAGCUCCUACAAGAUCGACUCUUUUGAGGAGGCCGACAGCGCUGUUUAUCAUACCGAGAAGGCUUGA